UCAACCGAAGCGGGCCUUCACUUAUCUUAUCUAUAUUCCAUUUCUUUUAUCUUCAUUUGGGAUUAGAGAGCAUCCACUCCUCUCUUGCUCUCCUUUCAUGGAGUGAAACAGUCUCGUUUCUCUAUUUUUUCAUUUCACUUGAACCAAUGGGUGAUAUAGAGAAACUAAGGAUGUCCCGUAGCUGCUCUCAGAGCGGAAACAAUGGCCACAACUCUCGUACAUGCGGAGAGGUUGCUGGUGGCGGGAGCAGCAGCGGAGCAGAGAACGGCAUCAUGUUAUUUGGCGUUCGAGUCAUGAAAGGGUCUUUCAGGAAAAGUGUUAGCAUGAAUAAUCUCUGUCAGUUUGAGCAGCCUCAGGAUUCUAACGCAGAUGCUGGUUAUGUUUCUGACGAUGUAGUUCAUGAAUCUGGAAAGAGCCGUGAGCGCAAGAGGGGAGUUCCAUGGACGGAGAUGGAGCAUAGAUUGUUCUUAAUGGGGUUGCAGAAAGUAGGGAAAGGAGAUUGGAGAGGGAUUUCGAGAAACUUUGUGAAGACACGUACGCCUACUCAGGUGGCAAGUAAUGCUCAGAAGUACUUUCUCAGGCGGCUUAACCAGAAUCAGAGGCGCCGUAGAUCUAGUCUUUUUGAUAUAACAACUGAUUCAUUCAUAUACUCAAACCAUAUCGGAAGAAGAUGAAGAAAAUGUCUCGUUACCACUUCCACUACCACAGUCACAGUCACAGUCAC
Molecule: messenger RNA, 724 nt
Organism: Durio zibethinus
Lineage: Eukaryota; Viridiplantae; Streptophyta; Magnoliopsida; Malvales; Malvaceae
Source: RefSeq, a predicted model, not a curated record